Messenger RNA from Amorphotheca resinae ATCC 22711, 1035 nucleotides. RefSeq lists its product as hypothetical. The record is from RefSeq and is a predicted model, not a curated record. The coding region runs from base 9 to 689 and encodes 226 amino acids. Lineage: Eukaryota; Fungi; Ascomycota; Leotiomycetes; Helotiales; Amorphothecaceae. The transcript has 3 exons. Gene Ontology annotation, cellular component: plasma membrane. Gene Ontology annotation, molecular function: GTP binding; GDP binding; GTPase activity. Gene Ontology annotation, biological process: signal transduction.
UACGCACCAUGACAUCUCCAACACCUAAUCUUCCCAAUGAAUCGCAUCUUCUCGAGGACUAUAACUUUGUGGUCCUUGGGCUUCCGGGGGUUGGAAAAAGUACUUUCGUAACACAGUUCACCACCACUCACCACCCGGCCCAAACAUCACCACCCCCGUCCACCCUUCCCCAUCAACAAAUCCAACUCAGCGUCGAUAAUCAGCCCUGUCAAAUCUCUCUCUCUGAAGCCGGUCCCAGCUCUUCAUCCGUCGCACUCAGGAAAGAAUAUAUCAGUGCUAGCCAGGCAGCGAUAUUGAUGUAUUCCAUCACGUCGAAGGAAUCAUUCGAGAAGAUCCGCGAGAUAUGGGGGGAGGUUAGGGAGGUGAAGGAGGAGAUGGGGAUGUGGGAGCCGUUUCAGAUGGGGUUGGUGGGGAAUAAGAUGGAUUUGGAGGGGGAGAGGGUGGUGGGUGUGCACGAGGGGAUGGGCGUUGCUGAGACCUUGGGGUGUGCAUUUUGGGAGGCGGAGGCGGAGACGGGGAGGAAUACUAAGGAGCUCGUUGAGGAGCUGGUGAGGAAAGUAAGGACGUAUAGGGAUAAUGAGAGAAUCCGGUAUGAGCAGAUGAAGGAGGAGGCGGAGAAGGCAAAAAAAGAAAAGGUGAAGAAUGACAGGAGGAAGAAAAUGAUGCCGUGGAAGAGACUCUUCUCUUAAGUCCAUAUAUGAUAAUAUUGGCCUUACUUUGCCAUCUGUGCUGACUGAAAUGUAUAAAAUAAGUCCCUUGCUACCAUCAGCUCCCAAUUGGUCCUGUACCACUUGCUGCUAGCUGCUACAGCAGCUUUAUGCUCCAUUUGAUUGAUUGAUUUCCUCUUCACUCUCUUCCAUAUCCUCCAGUCUCUGCAUGUAUGCCACAUCCUGCUGGGCCAAUUUCCCAAAUGUGAUCUCAUCGAUUUUCUGCCCAGCCCUCCAAACCUCGAGCGUCCUAUUACCGAAAUCGAUAAAGUAGGCCCAUUCACAGAAGAGACAGUCAUCGAGGAAUUGAAUGUUUUCAGUCUGAUGU